This is a messenger RNA of Arachis ipaensis, 1616 nucleotides long. The record is from RefSeq and is a predicted model, not a curated record. NCBI's taxonomy places the organism in Eukaryota, Viridiplantae, Streptophyta, Magnoliopsida, Fabales, Fabaceae.
AAGACAAGUAAACGAAAUGAAACUAAUUCCAACGCUAUCGUGUCCUUCUCUCCCUUCUCUUCUCUUCUUCUGCUAACACCGCUUCCAAUACUAACAAACAAACACGCCCUCGGAAUUCGAUAUUCCAACUAUUCAUUCCUUAAUCCUUAUUCCCUUCCCUGUUUCAUUGCUUCUUCUUCUUUUAAACAAUAACAUUGCAACACACUUAACACUAUAUUACUUCACACUCUCUCUCACACACAAGCUUCACAACAACCAGUUCCCUCGCCAGAAUUUUGGGAAUCGUGCAAUAAUAUUAAACCACAAUUAUUGCAGAGGGAGGUUAUCAACAGUUCCUUGAAGAAGAUGGAUGUUUGCAGCCCUCUUAAAUCCGAUACUAAACUAAAUCACCAACCUCUGACCCCUCUUAGGUUGUUAAGGGGUCUGUUAUGUUUAGUGGUGUUUCUUUCCACAGCUUUUAUGUUCUUAAUCUAUUUUGCACCAGUGGCAGUUGUAGCGUUGAGGCCUUUCAGCACACAUUAUAGUAGGAAGACAGUGUCAUUCAUCUUUUCGCUUUGGUUAGCUCUGUGGCCCUUUCUAUUUGAAAAGAUAAACAAAACUAAAGUUGUCUUUUCUGGUGAUAGUGUUCCGUCAAAGGAACGUGUUUUACUUAUUGCUAAUCACAGAACUGAGGUUGAUUGGAUGUACUUGUGGAAUCUUGCACUUCGUAAGGGAAGACUUGGAUGCAUAAAAUACAUCCUUAAAAGCAGCUUGAUGAAAUUGCCUAUAUUUGGUUGGGGAUUUCACAUUCUGGAGUUCAUUGCAGUGGAGAGGAAGUGGGAGAUAGAUGAGAAAAUACUGCACCAUAAGCUUUCGACACUAAAGGGUCGUCAAGAUCCUUUAUGGCUAGCUCUUUUUCCAGAAGGAACCGAUUAUACUGAACAGAAGAGUCAAAAUAGUCAAAAAUAUGCUUCUGAAGUUGGGCUACCUGUGCUGAAAAAUGUGUUGCUGCCAAAAACAAAAGGGUUUCAUGCUUGCUUGGAAGCUCUACGAGGCUCAUUGGAUGCAGUGUAUGAUGUGACUAUCGCUUAUAAAAAUCAAUGUCCAACUUUUCUGGACAAUGUCUUCGGUGUGGAUCCGUCUGAAGUCCACCUACAUGUUUUGCGGAUUCCGGUGGAUGGGAUUCCAGCUUGUGAAACUGAAGCUGCUUCAUGGCUAAUGAACGCAUUCCAGAAGAAGGAUCAAUUGCUCUCUGAUUUCAAGGUUCAUGGUCAUUUCCCUAACCAAAUAAAUGAAAAGCAACUUUCAACAUCCAAGUGCAUCGUUACUUAUACUUUGGUGGUUGCUUUCACUGCGCUGUUCACAUAUUUCACCUUUUUCUCUCACAUUUUGUUCAAGUUAUACGUAGGUCUAUCAUGUGCGUAUCUUGCUAUUUCAACGCGCUAUGAUUUUCAAUUGAUGCCUUUUACAUUCUAUGUUAAUGCACUCUUUAACAGCAAGAAACAAAAGAGUGGAUAAUGUUGUUAAUUGUAAGUGGCCAAUGUACAAUUUUGGAAUUGAUAUUUGAAUUGUAAAUCAUUUGUUGCUGUUUGUUGGAAAUUCAGGAAAUUAGGGUCACAGUUGUACAGUUGUUGCAA